This is a messenger RNA of Xenia sp. Carnegie-2017, 582 nucleotides long. RefSeq lists its product as uncharacterized. The record is from RefSeq and is a predicted model, not a curated record. The coding region runs from base 1 to 582 and encodes 193 amino acids. The transcript has 3 exons. NCBI's taxonomy places the organism in Eukaryota, Metazoa, Cnidaria, Anthozoa, Malacalcyonacea, Xeniidae.
AUGAAGAAGAGAAAAACGGAUGCAAAAGUGAUUGCAGGAGAAGAAUGUGACCCAGCACAAGCUGCUGGUCAUGGACUGGAGAAUCAGGAAGGUGAAAAGGAGAAAGGUGAGACGGUGGAGGAGCGAUGGACGUGCUUGGAGAAGGGUGUUUUAAAGGCAGCGGAGAAGAAGGAGCAAGAAGGAGAACGAUAUUUUGGUGCUGGCGUGCAGAACGAUGGGGAGUUGAAGGUGUUAUUGGAAGACAGGUUAGAAGUGUGGAGGGCGUACUGUGACCGUUUGAUGAAUGUAGAGAAUGAGUGGAAUGGAGAAGUUGAAGCGGAUGAAGUUUUUGGGCCGUGGGAAAUAGUGACUGUUGAUGAGGUGGCGGCGGCUCUGCGCAAGAUGAAGAAAGGAAAGGCGACGGGACCGAGUGAAGUGGGUAGCGAAAUGUUGGACAAUGAACUAUGCGUGAGAGAGUUGUGUAAUGUAGCGAACGAGGUUUUGAGGGGCUCAAAGAUGCCGAGUACAUGGAGAAAGAGUCUAGUGGUCCCGCUGUACAAAGGAAAAGGAGCAGCGACGGUAUGUGAAUUACAGGACUAUUAA